Messenger RNA from Penicillium olsonii, 1689 nucleotides. NCBI's taxonomy places the organism in Eukaryota, Fungi, Ascomycota, Eurotiomycetes, Eurotiales, Aspergillaceae. The record is from the annotation of a GenBank genome assembly.
AUGGAUAUUGGGACAGCAAAGUUCCCAGCCUACCUCCCCUUCAUUCUCAAUGAUAUCUCUUCGAGCUGUUUCAUAGCCAUGGAUUUUGAACUGUCCGGCCUUGCAUUCCCGCCAAGUGAACGGCUCGAGACACCAACCGUGCAGGAGCGAUACCUCGAAGCCAAGGUAGCUGCUGAGCGCUACCAAAUCUUGCAAGUGGGAUUGGCCAUUUGCCAUGAGAACAGCACGACUGCCACUUACACCCUCAAGCCCUACAACUUCAAUAUCAGUCCGAUCACUGAUCCUGGAACGAACGUGAACCGAGAUUGGGUGUUUGGAAGCCGAUCAAUGGAGUUCCUUCUCGCACAGGGCUUCAGCAUUGACACAAUGUGCAAAACUGGUAUCCGGUACCUUUCCCGGGAAGAAGAGGCAUCGGCCAUCCGAAUUGCCGUGGAAAAAUCUCGUUCUCGGACAGCCAUUCCUGAUAUCAAGAUCCAAGAGGACGACAUAGAGUGUUUGGAAUUCUUACAAUCAUCACGGCUGACGAUCAAUGAGUGGUUAGCAGAGGGCGAGAACCGCCAAGAGUGGCUGAAUAUUCCACCACCGGCCAGCCUCCCAUCUCCUCCCUGCGAAAUUCCUCUGGGGCUGAGCAACACACAGAAGCGGCUUGUGCAUCAACUCAUCAGCAUCGAAUACCCAGGUCUGACGUCUCGGGGAGCACCGGACUUUGUCCAGAUCCAGGAUCGAGACCCUGAAUCCGAGCGACGAGUCUUUGAAACGAAGUUGAAAACCAGAAAGCAACGUAUUCGAGACAACAUCGGGUUCCGAUGGAUUGCAGAAGCACUCGUUGGGGGCAACUUCGAUGAGCUUGACCCGGAAGCCUUCAAUCCCUUGCUGAAAAGAAUCGAAAAUCCGACGCUAGACGUACAGCAAAUAUCGGAGAGAAUAAAAACCCAGCUCAAACGGAACAGACCUGUUCUGGUAGGGCACAACAUGUUCUUCGACCUGCUCUUCUUCUACAGGUGUUUCAUAGGCUCAUUGCCAGACACCCUCGAGGAAUUCAAUGGCGCCAUCCAUGAGUUGUUUCCCGUGUUAGCCGACACCAAGUAUAUGGCCACCCACGAUUGCGGCGUCAUGGCACAACAGUCUGCUUUGGAGGAUCUGAACAGAAAUCUGGCACAUCUGGAAUAUCCCAAGAUAGAGAUCGAUACCCGCUUCACGAAGUAUAGAACCCGCAGAUGCGCCCACGAAGCAGGUUACGAUAGCCUACUGACGGCCCUAGCCUUCAUCAAAUUGGCAGGGAAUCUUCAGCGGAAUCCAGCAAUCUGCUCCUCCGUGGAGGAAAUGCACUCGGAGAAAUCUCGAAGCGUCUUUGCCAUUGCCAUGCAGCAAUUGGAUCGCCAGAUAUUGUCAGCCAAGAGUGAGUCCCACGAUUUCCUUGAGCAGGGGCGCGAUGUCAUCCCAACCAUUGAUGAAGGUCAAAUUGCGGUACCCGGCAGAUCCUGGGAAGACAACGGGGACAGGCAAAUCACAAGCUUGGCCAACCGAGGAAGAUUGGUGCCGCGCCUGGGCACUAUCUUUUGGGCCAACUACGGAAACAAACUGCGAGUGUUCGGCACGCAAGAAGGGAUCAUCCGAGUGGUUGAUCGCCAGGUCAAGGAAGAGGAAGCCAAGGAGAUCAAGGUCGGGAUAUUGAUUGAUAUUGAUUGA